AUGUCCACGACGCACCACGCCUCCCCGGCGCCUAACCAGAGCCACCUCUCCACAGUCAGCUAUGGCACAACUGAUUCCUCCGGGAUGGAGAGGCAGAUUCGCACGCUGCUGUUCGGUUUGUGCGUAACCAUCGCCGCCGUUACUUUUAUAGGGGGGUUGUAUUCCCUGCUGUCUCUUCUUCGGAUGAGAAGAAAAACCUCUCUUUGCGUAAUUGUCGCUUCCAUGUCUGUGGACGACCUACUCAGUGUGGUCCCCCUCUCCUUGUUCAUGCUCCUUCAGUGGGAGAUAGGAGGAGGUGAGGUGUCGGGCAGCCUGUGCACUUUAUCCGGACUUCUCUACGUGUUCCAGGGGGUCUCCAGUAACAUGAAGGCUUGCCUCAUCGCGGCGUACACUUUUUAUGUCACCAAGAGGUUCGGAGUGCUCCAGUCCGUCCGCCGGCCCCUCACGGUGAUGUGGGCUGUUGCCGGCGUGUGGGCGGUCAGCCUGACGGUCAGCGUGCUGCCCGUGUGCGGAUGGGGCAGCUUUACGCCCUUCUCUCUCGGGUGCUUCCCAGAGAGCGACAAUUUCUACAUCGUGCUGCUCAUCUCUUUGUAUCUCCUGUGUUUUUGUGGCUUGCUGUGCUUCUUUACGCCCCUCACGUACCAAUUGCUGUGCUCCAGAGAGCCCCAGAGGACUUUACUGUACCCGAGCUUCUUGGAUGUUUCCAGGGGACUGAGUGGCUCCGCUGCUCUGUGCGAUCUCCAGUCCCUGUCCCGGAACAGCCCGGAUCAAAGUUUCGGGGCGUACAACGAGCUGAGCCCUAGUUCGUGCGGGACAGAGGCCAGGGAAAAAGAGAACAACGUGCUGUCCUCAGUGUCUGGCGGAGGGCACAGGGCUAAGGCUGUCGGAGAUACUCCAGUGGUGUUUGCGCAAAAGCGCUUCUCCAUGAUUCUAGCAGUUGUCAGGGUUAUAUUGUGGAUGCCAAUGAUGACUUUGGUACUCAUACGGCACGCAGCAAACACACGUAGCUCCUCUCUGGAGACUCUGAGCUUCUUUCUCACUCUGCUUGCACCUGCGGUCACUCCACUGUUCGUGCUAUCUGAGCGCUGGAUCCACAUGCCAUGUGGAUGCUUCAUAAACUGCAAACAGGAUCCAACACAGAAACCCUCAGUGAUCAAAAGAAGAUUUGAGUUUAACCUGUCCUUCCAGCAAGGCUAUGGGGUGUACAAGUUGUCACAUGCCACCAAGUCUCAGAGUAGUCCUCCUAUAGAGAAGCUCACUUAUCGCAGUCUGUUUAACUGCAACUUCGCAAAUCCUCAUCUUGAUGCCCUGGAAUGUGGCGGGCUCUCCAGGCUUGGUCCUAAUUUUGACUUCAGCACCUCCCGCCCAGCGGACAGCUCCUCUCACGCAGGCCUCCUCCUGGACGUGGCGGCUUGUGGAGGAGAGGCCCUGACGGAUGUUCCUCCACCUCCCCACGACAACCACCAGGAAGAUGAGGAAUUCACUUGCGUCCUUUCCAAACCCUCUCAUCACCAGGAGAAGGAUCACAGCCUCAUUGACACAUCAUUAAUGUUUGACGGACCGGAAAGAAGGCUGUCUCACGAGGAAUGUCGGAAAAUUGAGCUGACGGACUGGGAGUGGUGCAGGAGUAAAUCAGAGAGAACACCCCGACAGCGAUCAUCAGGUGGCCUGUCGAUCCCUCUGUGCGCCUUCCAGGGCACUGUAUCUCUGCAAGCACCCACAGGAAAGACACUCUCGCUUUCCACCUACGAAGUCAGCAGUGACGGUCUCAAAAUUUCCCCCAACAAUGCUAAAAAGGUGGAAGUGUACCGCUCCAAAUCUGUUGGCCAUGAACCAAGCGCGGAUGACGCAGCGUCCGGGGGCCAGGCUGCAGAUGUGAAUGUCAGCUGCGUCGGAAUGGGCAUGGAGAUCGGUGUGGGGAUGGGGAUGGGGAUGGGGGCUGGAGUGGGAGACACCAACGUCAAGAUCCACCUCGAGGUUCUGGAAAUCUGCGAUAACGAGGAAGCCAUGGACAGUGUCUCCAUCAUCUCGAACAUCAGCCAGUCCUCCACCCAUGCUCGCUCGCCAUCGCUGCGUUACUCCCGGAGGGAAAACCGCUUUGUCUCCUGCGACCUGGGUGAGACUGCGUCCUACUCUCUGCUCAUCCCCACCGGUGGCAGCACAGAGGCAGAGACCAUCAAUAUCACUAUACCUGACACUGUGGAAGCCCACCGGCAGAACAGCCGGCGGCAGACACAGGAGAGCUGUGGGUAUCAUGAGGAUAUACAGCUGCUUAAUGAGGCCUACAGGAAGCAGGCAGGGGAGGAGGAGGACUGA
This is a messenger RNA of Menidia menidia (Atlantic silverside), 2316 nucleotides long. The record is from the annotation of a GenBank genome assembly. NCBI's taxonomy places the organism in Eukaryota, Metazoa, Chordata, Actinopteri, Atheriniformes, Atherinopsidae.